AUGGAUUUAAGCUUGGACGAAAUAAUUAAAAGCAAACGGUCAACGUCUCGCGAUGGACGUCGUGGCGGCGGAAGACAAGGCGGCUCUAGAGAUAAUGGUAUCAGACGCGGUGGUGGAGGAUCGAAUUUCCGAUCAAAUGGUGCUACCGGCGGUGGCGGAGGCCCAAUGCGUAGAGGCAGACCAAUGGCCAGGCGUUCAAAUGGAUUCAGUCCUUAUUCUAAGGGUGAUGUUAAUGGUUCUUGGACUCACGACAUGUAUGAAGGAUCUAAAAUUCAUAAGAUAGUCAUAUCAAAUUUGGAUUUUGGAGUCACAUCAACAGAUAUACAGGAACUUUUUGAUGAAUUUGGGCCUUUAAAAACUGCUACAGUUCACUAUGAUAGAUCGGGUGGAUCAUUAGGAACAGCAGUUGUUGUUUUUAAUAGUAAGAAUGCUGCAUUAAAAGCAGUUCGUAAAUAUAACAACGUUUCUUUGGAUGGACGUCCUAUAAAGAUUGAACUCGCCACAGACUUAUCUAUAGUUGCCAAUCUUGCUACACGUCUGAGUAGAUCCGCUAGUCGUGGCAACACCAGAAGACGAGGUGGAGGUACAAGAGAUGGUCGUGGUAAUAGUCGUGGCAACACUAGAGGACGAGGUAGAGGUAGUGGCAGAGGUGGUAGGAAUAAUGAAGAAAAGAUGCCAAAUAAAGAUGAACUAGAUGUAGAACUCGAUGAUUUUAUGAAAAGUAAAAUAAAAGAACAAUUAGCAAGAAAAAUUAGCAAAAAAAAUUAA
Melanaphis sacchari is the source of this 768-nucleotide messenger RNA. Its product is annotated as THO complex subunit 4-A-like. Gene Ontology annotation, biological process: mRNA export from nucleus. The transcript has 2 exons. Gene Ontology annotation, molecular function: mRNA binding. Lineage: Eukaryota; Metazoa; Arthropoda; Insecta; Hemiptera; Aphididae. The record is from RefSeq and is a predicted model, not a curated record. Gene Ontology annotation, cellular component: nucleus. Bases 1 to 768 code for a protein of 255 amino acids.